GCCACUGAAGCUGAAAAAGAGGCGGAUAGCUCGUCCGCAUAAUAAGAAAUAGCUCACUUUAAGUGUAGCUUUUACCCUCAGACGACAAUAAUUUGUUUAUUUUUAUUAAAAGCAGGCUCUCAGCCCACAGAACGCUUGCGUACGGUGUAUCGUGCAGCCGCGACAGUUUAGAAAGAAAACCCAAAAAGCGAGGAUGUUGGUCCCCGCGGGAAGAUAAUGAAGAGGCUGCGCGUUUUGUUGGUGUGCCUCAUUGUAGCUCUCCUGUGCUGGUACCCCAGUCAACAUGUGUAUUGUUCAGAGCAGAGCCUGUCUGGCUCAGGUCAGUCUGGCCAGGACAGAGACCCCGACAGACACGAGCACGAGAAGGACUCCGCACAAAACAAGGUGGUGGAAGAAUGGCCUACAGGCACAUCAUACGAUAUGGGAUUAGAGACGGAGAGAGCAGCACAAGAGAAGCUAGCAAGCAAACAUCAUAAACUGACUGUGAAUCUGUUGGAAACGGUGGUGGAAGAGACGAAACCAGACCCAGAGUCAGAUACUGUACCUGUUGCUCCUGAGCCAGAACCCACCUCAGAGACCCAGACUGAUUUGGACUUGCAGACUCGCACACAGGACCAUGACCAGGAGGCCCCAGUGUCCCCAACUUCAGAAUCAGUUCCAGUACAAGACCGUGUGUCUACAGAAGCUGCAGCCACAGCAGAGACCUCUGGUGAAACCCUAGCUGCAUAUCCAAGCCUGGACUCACACCCAGCCACAACCCCAGAUGAAGCUGAAACCAUACCUACCUCACAGAGUGCCGGCCCAACCCACCCAGGUGCAGUGCGGGUUGCCAGUGCAGGAGAUGAACUCCCAGUAGACAGCUUUGUCUUUGCUGAGCACUCUGAUUCACAAUGCAGGGUCAUUCCCCCCCAACUGCCAAUCUGUGAUAACUCCCCUUUUGGCUUCCCUGUCCUCAGUGUGAUUGAGAGUGAUACAGAAGACCAGGCGUCAAGCCAGAGCCACAGUACUGACCCUAACGCAGAAGGUCAGUCUACGUCUGGACUAGUAGACUGGAAACAACAGCAAGAACAGGAGCUGGUAGAUGGUCUGUCCAGUUUGGAGCAGGAGAGCAACACUUCCCAACAUCAUGAGCAGCAGAUGGGGGAGACCAACACUGCCAGAGAAACUGACCCCUCUGUGCCCAGCAAAGAGGACAUCCCUACCUUUGAUGAAUGGAAGAAGCAAGUCAUGGAGGUGGAGAAGGAGAAAAGUCAGACUCUCCAUACCUCAACUACUGGCUGCCCCCAUCCAGUGAAAAAGGUCCAGAAAAACUUCAAGAAUAAUUAUGCCUCUGUGGAAUGUGGUGCCAAGAUACUCUCUGCCAACAAUGAGGCCAAGAGCACCUCAGCUAUUCUCAUGGAGAAUAUGGAUCUUUACAUGCUUAAUCCAUGCAGCAACAAAAUCUGGUUCGUCAUAGAGCUAUGUGAGCCUAUUCAAGUCAAACAGCUGGACAUAGCUAACUUUGAGCUUUUCUCGUCCACACCUAAAGACUUUUUAGUUUCCAUCAGUGACAGAUAUCCCACCAAUAAGUGGGUAAAGCUGGGUACUUUCCAUGCACGUGAUGAGAGGAUAGUCCAGAGUUUCCCUCUGGAUGAACAGCUGUAUGCUAAAUAUGUGAAGAUGUUCAUCAAGUACAUAAAGGUUGAACUCCUUUCUCACUUUGGAUCAGAACAUUUCUGUCCCCUCAGUCUCAUCAGGGUGUUUGGUACCAGCAUGGUGGAGGAGUAUGAGGAGAUUGCAGACUCCCAGUACCCCUCAGAGAGACUGGAGUACCUGGACGAAGACUAUGACUAUCCUCCAGGAUACCAGCCGCCUGAGGACAAGGCCUCUAAAAACCUGCUUGGCUCAGCAACCAAUGCAAUCCUUAACAUGGUAAACAACAUUGCUGCUAACGUGCUUGGUGGCAAGCCAGAACUGGAGGGUGGAGCAGAACCAGGAGGUAAUACAACAGCAGAGGGGGGUGAAAACAAGGGGAGCACAGACGUUACAGAAAAACCAGCUGAAGCCCCUCAUGAAGUAGAGGAGCCGGCAAAACCAGAGCAACUUCCAACAGAGGAACCCUCGAAUGUCUCCAGUGACUCAACAAUAUCUCCCCCCUCAUCAUCCGAGUCCCACGAGGACAGACAGAUUGUGACUCUGGUUGAAGAAGAGGAGGAAGACGAGGAGCCCAAGCUGUCGACUGUCACACUGUUGGAGGAGGAGGGGGAGGAAGAAGAGGAGAAGAGUGAGGAAAAAAGAAGGAGGGAGGCGGACAGGAACCAAUGGGAGAGCCAGACUUACUGUCCUUUCUCCUCCUUCUCCUCGCUGUCUCUGUCCUGCAUGGCCACGCUGCCGGAGCUGCUACAUCGCUGGUGCUCUUCCAGGCUGUCCAAGGAGAGACUGCGCAGCCUCAAAAGGAAACAGCUCAGCACUCAAACACACACUCGCUCUGAUGAGAGCACCUCUGUCCUCACACACACCCCCCCACUGCUCCCUGUCCCCGUCCCUACACCUCCCCAACAGUCUCUUCCUCUCACGGAGAAAGUUAUAGAACCUGAAGUGGCGGUAAAAGGCCUCAGUGAGGGGAAGCCUUCGGGUGAGGUACUCACCACCGACAGACAUCUCAACAUGCACACACCUGACACACACACUCCAGAACUCAACAUCCUCCUUGAGCCUAGUAGAACCUCCACCAUCCCCCCUCACAGUUUCUCAGACAUCCACAGCUCUCUGACAAGGCCCACCCCCACCCACGAUGAGAAGCCGUUACCUCUUGUUAAAGACGCAGACCUGGACCAUGGACCCACUCCACCCCUUCAAACUGCUUCUAUCCCAGAGACGCAGCAGGCCAGCAGUGCCACCUCCACUCUUACUGUCAGUUCCACUCCACAACCUCUCUCCUCUGAGAUGGCGUCUUCGGGUUUGGUAGUUCCUUCUGUUAAAGAGCAGCCUGUUCAGUCUCUUCCUACUGCAUCAAGGCCUGAGGACCUUAUACCCCCUCCUACUGAGCUCCCAGCAGCUUUCCCACCAGCUGACACACAUACAGAAACGGUUAGGUCAGGCACAGACACUGCUGGAGACACCCAGAGACAAAAUGUUCAAGCUCCUCAGAUCCAUGGGGAGCAGGGGGAGUCUCCUUCUCAAAUAGAAGAGCCCCGUAGGGUGGAGGACACAGUGGAGGAGGACCUGUUGAGCACCAAUGGGAAUGGCAACAUCCACCGGACAGCUACAGACUUCUAUGCAGAGUUGCAGAACGGAGGAGAUUAUAACGGUGGAGCAAUGAAUGGCAACGGUGGGUUAUCAAAUGGAGGAGCCGUUCAUGGGUCCAGCCAGAAGGAGAGCGUCUUCAUGAGGCUGAACAACCGGAUCAAAGCUCUGGAGAUGAACAUGAGUCUGUCCAGCAGAUAUCUGGAAGAGCUCAGCCAGAGGUACCGUAAACAGAUGGAGGAGAUGCAGCGUGCGUUUAAUAAGACCAUCAUCAAACUACAGAACACCUCCCGCAUAGCUGAGGAGCAGGACCAGAAGCAGACCGAUUCCAUCCAGGUCCUACAGAGCCAGCUAGAGAACGUCACCAAAUUAAUGCUCAACCUUACAGCUACAGUGAGCCAGCUGCAGAGAGAGGUUUCUGAUCGUCAGAGCUACCUGGUGGUCUCUCUGGUUCUGUGUCUGUUGCUGGGGCUCCUGCUGUGUCUGCAAUGCUGCCGCAGCUCAUCUCCCAGCCCCAGUUCCAACAUUGCUGCCAUCCCCAAGAGCAACCACUACCCUAGCCCCAAGAGAUGUUUCUCCUCUUAUGAUGACAUGAGCCUAAAACGCAGGGUGGCAUGUCCACUUGUCCGCUCCAAGUCAUUUCAGCUGUCCUCUACAGAAGUAGGUCCAGAUGACUUGUACAUUGUAGAACCUCUAAGGUUUUCUCCAGAGAAAAAGAAAAAACGCUGCAAGUCAAAGUCUCUGGACAAAGUUGAGACCUUGAAGGCAUUCGAUCCCUCUGCGCUCCUCGCAAACGGGGAUCCCAAGUGCAAUGGCUUCCUCCCAUCCCUCCCUGCACCACCACCCCUUCCUUUACCUCCUCCCCCUCCUCCCUUGCCACCUCUCCUUCCCUCUACAGAGGAGGUGUCAUCAUUACACUCUUGCACCCCCAAGGAAUUCCCCUCAGAAACUAGCAGCUGCAGCUCAUCCACUCAUUCGGAGGAGUCGUACACUAGCCGCCUCCCACCUCCUUCUCCAAUCUGCCCCCUCACCGGCAUGUGCAAUGGCCACGCCCUUUCUUUCCCCCUGAGCCAGCUUCCAGCCAAGUCCCGCCAGGAGAAGCGCUCGACAAAGCGGCGGAAGUCUCGACAAACUGAGCUACAGUUCCCUCACAUGCCCGGGGGGAGCGUCAGCCCUCUUCCCAGUCUGCAGCAGCUUAUGAAGGGAAACAAGGAGAUUAGUGUCGGGACCAUCGGGGUGACUGCUGUCAACGGACAUAUCUGAAAUCUAAAACUUUACAUUUUAAAAGUUUUUGCUCACAAGAAAAAGGCAAACUCUUGAGAAAAAGAGGUCUUAUCACAUCCCAAAGAACCACAUUUCCCAUGAGCACCCAGGCGUACCGUGGAGCUGAAGUGGGUAUGGCAGCAUUAGCUCAUCCAGCCCUUAUCCACUCUUGUCAAAGACCUGUUUACGGUUAUGUGCCUUUAUAUCUGUUGUAGACCUUUUAAUUCCUUAAAGCAUUAAAGAAAAGUUGUACAAAGAGAGACACUGUGGUGGGGAGCGACACAUCAGUACCAUCAAAUCCAUCUGGAGGUUCAUUUUCUUCUUCUGGAUAAGCACACCCUCUGUAAUGUUUUUCCCCACAUGGUGUGCACAGAGACCAGAGGUUCUAGCCUCAACUCUACGUUCCUUAAACGAGUAUUAGGCUGCUGCUUUUGGAGGAAAGUGUCAUUGUGAGAGAACUGUGGAGCAUGACGCCUUCUUUCAUCCUUAUCUGCUUCUGAGUUUUGUUGCCAUCAUCUAAUUUCAUCCAUCCUGUUUUAAGUUCUGAAAAGAUGCAGGUGUUCGUAUGGGACCAGUGUUAAAUUCUCCUUGUGCAUGCAUCUGAUUCUCUUGCUAUGUCAGCCUGUUUCAAACCAACCACAAGAGCUGAAUGAAGAAACUGAAUUUGCAUAAUAGUAAAUAGCCUUAGUGAGUCAGCCCUUAAAGUUUUCUGUCUUAUUUAACAUCAUAAUUCAGGUACAGUAAUAGCAGUCUGCAGAUCCUACAGGCUUGUAGUGAAAUAUUUAAUCUACUUAGUGAUUUGGGCUGGGCCCAAAACACACUGCUCACACACAGGUGCAGAAGCAUUCUAUUAUGUUAGAUUCUGUUACUCUGAUGAAGGUAACCAAGCCAGAGAUGAGCUGGAUUCUGUUUCUAUGUGUAUGUCAGUCAUUUAAAACUGAGCCAUGUCCCGCUCUCAUCCUUGCUGGUUUGGUUUAUUUAAAACCAAUCAGGAGGAAAUGGUUCCUGCUUCGGGCCCGAUGUACUGUAGGAAUGCAUUGUUUAGCGGAGUUGAAUGUUUACACUUGUAUCACACACACAACUGCUGGGACCCUGCAGACCAGUCUGACUGACCAGUUUUAUUUAUCUAUUUAUUUAUUUAAAAGACUAUAUAGGUUUUUCUAAUCAAGGCACUGGUUGGUCAGUCUCCCGGUCCUGCAGGGCCACAGCAGUUUAUUCAUUGAGUUUUUUUUUUUACAUAGAAAUAUUACUCAGUGGUACUGAUGAAUACAGUCAUGGAGGAUGGCAGGAUGGAUCUCUCCUAUGUUACACGUUAUUGUAGAUUUUUACUGCAUGAAGCUUUUGAUAGUGUUGGCUGACAUUUCAAGCUGAGGUAAAGUAUCAUCUCAGUCACAUUUUACAUCCAGCAGAAUAAGAUUGUUUAUGAUUUUAUUAGGAUCAUCACACUGCAGUUUCUGUCUGUUCAGAGCUGCUGGGUAAUUAGAAAUAUUGGAAAGGGCUGAGCUAAGUGUUUAUUGCUGUCCCGUCUUAUGUCUUUAUUGUUGUUGCAUCUAUUCUAGAUGAACUAACUUGAUUUUUAAGUCACUCUGCGCGGUAUCGUGACUGACCUACGCUAACAUUCGGUUCAAAUGUCUGCAGAAGUAAAAGCAGGGUAUUCGUUCUUUGUUUUUAAAUUAUAAAAUUUAAAUGUCUUUUUGUACAAACGCUGUUUCUGAUUGGCUCUGUGUGGUUGGUAUUGUGGACAUUUUGACUCAGACAGUACUACUCUUCCAGAAUAACAGCAUAGCUAGCUUUUGGCCCACCUUCUACAGCUCUUCUUCCUCCACAUACAGGUAACCGCUAGGGUCACCUCUGGCUCCUGCUGCAUGACUCUGUGAUUGUGGAGAAAACUUUGAAUACACCUGCUUGCAUUAACCACUCCAUCAUGUCUCCAGUCGGAGGCUUAAAACGCUUUCUCUUUCUACACCUGUGCUCGCUCUACUAGCUGAUCUUUCUGUGCACCCUCUCUCUCACAUUACACUCCUGCUAUCUUGUAUUGACUCAUUACUGCUGUCAGACUUCAUGUGUUUGCCCCACCUGGUAUGACUGUGAUGUUUUGUGAAGAGGAAAAUAAUUGAUUAAAGGGAAAGCAGCAAAAAUUAGUCUGAUCUGGAACACUAUAAAUGUGAUUGUUUGUUCCACAAGUCGUGCAAAUCCUUUUUUUUUUUUCUUUACCCUUUUUGAAUGUGUAUGAUGCGUGUAUACUUGUACACUUGUGAGAUUAUUUUGUCUGUCCCUGUGUGUGUCUCUUAUGAGAAAGACUACUUUGAACCUACUUAUACACAUAACACAGCAAACGAGGAGGCACUUGCAGAGAAGUUGUAGAAGCUCAUCGUGCACUUUUUAUAGCUCCUCAUGCCUUUUUUGUUGUUUUUCUACUUUCUAUGUCAAGUGCUAUCUUUUCUUUGUCUCUCCCUUUCUCUUUUUCUCUCUCUGUGAGUACUCUGAAGAGCUGCACAGUAUUUUUGAGCAAGAGUGAGUUACUACAAAAGCUGUAGUGCCAUUAGAAACUGUGAAUUCUUUCUAAAUAAAAAUAAAACCUUUUUUUGUUUUGUCUUUGA
Messenger RNA from Melanotaenia boesemani (Boeseman's rainbowfish), 7088 nucleotides. It is a transcript of the gene suco, whose product is annotated as SUN domain containing ossification factor. Gene Ontology annotation, cellular component: cytoplasm; membrane. NCBI's taxonomy places the organism in Eukaryota, Metazoa, Chordata, Actinopteri, Atheriniformes, Melanotaeniidae. The coding region runs from base 217 to 4488 and encodes 1423 amino acids. The transcript is spliced from 24 exons. Gene Ontology annotation, biological process: protein folding in endoplasmic reticulum; regulation of bone remodeling. The record is from RefSeq and is a predicted model, not a curated record.